GAAAGAAAGAUUGUGGAAAUGGGUGCUUCGUACCAAGAACCAUCAUCAUUGCUUCUUCAAGAUCUCAAAGUGACGAUCAAAGAAUCAUCACUCAUUUUCCCAUCUGAACAAACCUUAACCAAUAAGAGAAAAUCUAUGUUCUUGUCCAACGUCGACCAGAUUCUCAACUUUGAUGUCCAAACUGUUCAUUUCUUCCGACAAAACAAGGAGUUUCCACCGGAGAUUGUGACGGGGAUAUUGAGAAAAGCGUUGGUGAGCGCUAUAGAUGUUUACGAGUUCUUGGCUGGGAGACUUCGCCUGAACCAUAGCUCUGGACGGUUAGAUGUUGACUGUAACGGUGCUGGAGCUGGGUUUGUGACGGCGGCUAGUGAGUAUACUUUGGAGGAUCUUGGAGAUUUGGUUUAUCCAAAUCCAGCUUUUGCUCAACUGGUUACAAGUCAGCUUGAAAGUUUUCCCAAAGAUGAUCAACCAUUGUUUGCUUUUCAGCUGACAUCAUUUAAGUGCGGUGGAUUUGCAAUGGGAAUCUCAACAAACCAUACGACAUUCGAUGGACUUAGUUUCAAAACAUUUCUCGAAAACUUAGCCACUCUACUAAGUGAGAAGCCUUUAUCAACACCUCCAUGCAACGACCGUACUCUUCUCAAAGCUCGUACUCCGCCGCGUGUCACAUUCCCACACCACGAGCUUGUCCAGCUCCAAAACUCCGAAAAGACAACAGUCUUCGAAACUACUGCAGAACACUUAGACUUCAACAUUUUCAAGCUAUCCUCUCAACAAAUCAUGAGGCUCAAAGAGAAGGCUUCGGAGUGUCUUAGUAGUGAAUGUGUACGUGUGACGGGUUUCAACGUUGUGACCGCUUUGGUCUGGAGGUGUAAGGCACUCUCUUUAGUAGAAGAAGAAGAAGAGAAGGAUCUUGAAAGAGAAUCAACGAUUCUUUAUGCGGUGGACAUAAGAGGGAGGCUGAAUCCUCAGCUUCCCUCUUCAUACACUGGGAAUGCGGUUUUAACAGCGUAUGCGAAGGCAAAACGCAAGGCAUUGCACGAAGAACCGUUUGGGAGGAUUGUGGAAAUGGUAGGAGAAGGGUCGAAGAGGAUAACGGAUGAGUACGCGAGAUCCGCUAUAGAUUGGGGAGAGAUGUACAAAGGGUUUCCGCAUGGGGAAGUUUUGGUUUCUUCGUGGUGGAAACUUGGAUUUGCAGAAGUGGAAUAUCCAUGGGGAAAGCCUAAGUAUAGCUGUCCCGUUGUGUAUCAUCGGAAAGACAUAGUUUUGCUUUUUCCGGACAUAGAUGGAGAUAGUAAAGGUGUUAAUGUUUUGGCUGCUUUGCCUUCUAAGGAGAUGUGCAAGUUUCAGAAGUGGUUUGAAGACACCGUCUGCUAAUUUCUUGUCUCCACUUUGCAUUUGUAUUGCUUAAUUUUGUUUCAUUACUAUGGUAUUUUCUGUGGACGA
Molecule: messenger RNA, 1446 nt
Organism: Eutrema salsugineum
Lineage: Eukaryota; Viridiplantae; Streptophyta; Magnoliopsida; Brassicales; Brassicaceae
Product: omega-hydroxypalmitate O-feruloyl transferase
Exons: 2
Coding region: 19-1377 (452 amino acids)
Molecular function (GO): acyltransferase activity, transferring groups other than amino-acyl groups
Source: RefSeq, a predicted model, not a curated record